Messenger RNA from Hyposmocoma kahamanoa, 1821 nucleotides. Its product is annotated as protein SCAI. NCBI's taxonomy places the organism in Eukaryota, Metazoa, Arthropoda, Insecta, Lepidoptera, Cosmopterigidae. Bases 1 to 1743 code for a protein of 580 amino acids. Gene Ontology annotation, biological process: DNA-templated transcription. Gene Ontology annotation, cellular component: nucleus. Gene Ontology annotation, molecular function: transcription corepressor activity. The record is from RefSeq and is a predicted model, not a curated record. The transcript is spliced from 9 exons.
AUGGGGAGGAUGGAGCGCAGCGCUUUGGAGGAGCACGAGAGGAAAAUUAUCAUCGAAUUUUGCCACUUACUUGAAAAAAGUAAACAGUUAUUUAAUGGACUAAGAGAGCUUCCUCAAUAUGGUCACAAGCAAUGGCACUCAUAUUUUGGGAGGACUUUUGAUGUUUACACAAAGUUAUGGAAGUUCCAACAGCAGCAUAGGGCCAUUUUAGAUACCAAGUAUGGAUUGAAACGAUGGCAAAUUGGGGAAAUAGCAUCAAAAAUUGGACAACUGUACUACCAUUUCUACCUCAGAACCAGUGAAACUGCUUAUCUACACGAGGCCUACGCGUUUUAUCAUGCUAUCAGAGGCAGGUGUUAUUACACUCAAGCAAGCAAAGAAGACAAAUGCGAAUUAAUGGUCAAGAAACUAAGAUAUUAUGCAAGGUUUAUAGUUGUAUGCUUGCUUUUAAAGAAAAUUAAAAUAGUAAGGGAUCUCAUAAAAGAACUGGAUAAACAAAUAAUAGAAUAUGGUAACACAUAUGAUCCCGAUGAUCAGGUCGAAUGGACAGUGGUAGUAGAUGAAGUGAAAGCAUUUUUACAAGCUGAGUCGGUAAUAGCCGUGAUACAUUCAGAUGGAGUACCAGCCAUUGUGUUUAAUAGGUUAUCUCCUAACGCUUCUCCACCCAUAGAACGCUCUCCACAAACGAGCCUAAUCCUCCACGAGGCACUUAUAAUCGGUAGCAGCUCCCAACAAGUCAAAUUCUCGGAAUUAACCAUGGAUAUGUUCCGAAUGCUUCAAACACUAGAAAGGGAAAUACCCAUAGAAAUGCAGCAUGCGUACGAAGACUCUCCUCGGCAGAGAUACCUAUCGACUCCAAACAAUCCCACCAAUAAAGGGUACCUCGAAAAUGGCCAUAGGUGUGAGAAUCCACACAAAUAUCUCCUAUUUAAACCUUCGCCUAGUCAACUGUUAGUAUACUUAGCUAGUGGUUGUAAUGAGUUACCACAUACAGGUGCAUUACUUCUUUACAUCUCAGCCGAUGGACAAAGUUUACAACCUUCAAGAAAUCCUGAAGACGUGGGUUACGAUGCUGGUGGUCUCAUAACCACUUCUAAGACUGACAUAUAUAAAGAAUGCAAUAAGGAGAAGUCUAAGUAUAGAGAGCUGCAAUGUCUGUAUCCUGGUGAUUUAGUUCCUUUCACAAGAAGGCCUUUGUUCAUGAUAAUUGACUCCGACAAUUCAUUUAUAUUCCAAAAUAUGCCUAGACAUUUUAGCCAACCCUUGGUCAUACUCAUGUCACCGAUGGAAUUGCCUUCUCCAUUCCAAGACCGACGACCACAGGGCAGUCUUUUCACAUUGUUCCUUCACGCACCUUUGACAGCAUUUUGCUACAUUAGCGAUGUUCACACUCUAUCUGUAUCACUAUGGGACAGAGCUGCAAUGUAUAUCGACGCAUUUAUGAACGAAGCUGCCCAGCUCUUCCCAAGAAGUAGAGUGGAUAUGACGUACAUGUCGUUUAUCGGUGACGAUUUUCUCCGAGCUCUGGUGCUGCGGUUCGUGUUCUGUGAGGUAACCUUACGUCUGCACCGCGCGUUUCGUGCGCGCACGCAUCUGACGCGAAGCUCUCCGCCUUUACCAGAUGACUUACUCGAUCACCCGAGCUUAAUACAAAUUGUUAUGGAUUUGGCGAGUCAUUUGCAGGUCCGAAGUCAUUUCCAAGAGGCCAAUGCUGCUGGGCCGCCUCCUCAAAAGGAUCAAUGAUAUACCCGAACCCCGGGUGCAGUCAGUUUCGUCUACCCCGUGGCCCAUAAUAAUUAAAGUCCCCAAAGUGUUACGUAA